Messenger RNA from Grosmannia clavigera kw1407, 267 nucleotides. RefSeq lists its product as uncharacterized. The record is from RefSeq and is a predicted model, not a curated record. The coding region runs from base 1 to 267 and encodes 88 amino acids. The transcript has a single exon. Lineage: Eukaryota; Fungi; Ascomycota; Sordariomycetes; Ophiostomatales; Ophiostomataceae.
AUGGCUGUCUCGCCGUCUGCUACGCCGAAUCUGAGCUGCUCCCUGUGCUGGCCUACCAGCAGCGGCAAGCUCUAUCUCAGCCGGGAGCAUGGCGACUCUGUCGUCUUUGGUGCAAGCUCACAGGAGCAGAUCGAGCAGACCCUGAGUUCUAUCGCCAAGGGUGGCCCCAGCACCAAGGCCAAAGCUGUCAUCAAAGCGUUUUGGACAACGAUCAAAAGCGGGGCUCGCUGGAACAACACUGACGAACUCUGGGAAUUUGACGCUUGA